CUUGCGAGAACUUACUGAGACACCACCACCACCACCACCAUCACCACCACCUGCUUUACAUCACCGUACCAGGCUACAGUACUCUCUUCUUCUCAAAAGAAACAGCUUUCUGCUUCGCAGCAAGAUGGACUCCAUUACACACGUUACCAACAAAAUGCUUGCCGAACUUGCACGACAGCAGCAGCAACAGACGCCACCAGAGAGCGCCCCACCACCAUACACAGCCACAGAUGAAGACAGCGAGUCGGACGACGACUUGGACGACAUGGACGACGAAGAAGACGAUUCUUCUAUCCCUAUGAAGCUUACAGUCAACGCUGCUCACAACAUUCAAGGCUGCAACAACUUGGUUCCAACAUCACCACAUCCGCUAGCCGAUGCCACCAAGUUCAGCACACUUCUACUACACGCUGUCAAUCAGAUCAACGCCGCCAAUGCUGCCGCAAACUCCGACGUAGAGUGCUCAAGCAAGCGUCGCCGCCCACUCAAGAUUGAACUUACAGUCAAUUGCGGCAUUACCGUCGUAGGAGACCGGAACGUUAUUGGCCCUGUCGCGAUGAAGCCGAGGGACACAUUAGCGAGCACUUCGUCAAGCUCUGCCGUUGCUGGUGCCAAGAGGAAAGCAGACGAACCCCCCGUCGGAGAGGAUGAGCCAGCCACGAAGAAGGUUGCCGUUGAUAAGGAGUAGCGAUGCCAGUUCUCAACUGGCUUCGGGGGUACUGUUUUAAGACUGAAUGAGCAUGCUAUUAUUUGUUGACCGAGUGAGCGAAAUUUG
Messenger RNA from Sphaerulina musiva SO2202, 775 nucleotides. RefSeq lists its product as uncharacterized. Bases 125 to 688 code for a protein of 187 amino acids. The transcript has a single exon. Lineage: Eukaryota; Fungi; Ascomycota; Dothideomycetes; Mycosphaerellales; Mycosphaerellaceae. The record is from RefSeq and is a predicted model, not a curated record.